UCAGGUCUAAACAUAUGUUUAACAAUAAAAUGUGAUUUAAUGCAUGAUAUUUGAAAUGUUUCUUUGAUUACCUUUUAUUAGUAAAUUAGUUCAAUGAAACCUUUUUACAAAAUCAAUGGUUAUCGAUUACGACCAAUGAAGCCAAUCAUGUCAACGCCAACAACAACAAUCAAUAUUCUUGAUGAAGAAGAUGAAGAGUUGGAUGAGAAUGAUGAUGAUGAGUUUGAUAAUGAUGGUGAAGAUGUUGAUGAAGAAAAUGUUUUACUAUUUGAUGAUGUUGCCAAUAACAAUCGAGAAAAGAAAAGUUAUCCAAAAAAAUCAUCCCUCAAAUCGGCAUAUGAUCGUCGUCGAGUGAACCAUCAAGCCCGAAAUUUAUCAUUAGACGAUGAUGAUGCUUCAAUGACAAUUGGUAAAAUUAAAAUAAUUAAACCGAUUGGACGUGAGAAACGUUCUCGACUCAAAGUGUGUUCUUGUGCUAUUCUGUUUAUCCUUUUAAUCAGUUGCCUUGUUUACCUGAUUUACAGUAAAAAAUUUACUCUUUUAACUCAACUUUUGAUAAAAUCACCUUUAUUUGCAUCAACAUUAACCGAUUCAUUGACUAAACCAGCAACCCAUCGACCUUUAUGUGACCGAAUAAACAUUGAAAAUCAAUGGAACAAAACUUUUCCAAUGUUGACCAUUGAAUCGGCAUUGCGAAUGGUCGAUGUCAACCAAGAUGGAAACGUUGAUGUGAUCAUUGCUUUUGGCACAGGAGCUGAUGUUGCCUUUUAUCCAUCGGUUGUUUGUCAGGUUUACUUCAACCUAACAGAGGAUCAAUCACGACAAGGUUGUGGAGGAGGUUUAAUGGCUUUAGAUGGUAAAACAGGUAAACUUCUUUGGCAGGUUUACACCAAACAUGAACUAUUUGCAGUUAAUUGUGAAUUAGAUGUUAAUGGUGAUAAAGUUAAAGAUUGCAUUUGCGGUGGCAGAAUGGCGUCCAUGUAUGCAAUCAGUGGAUCCAAUGGUGAGGUCAUCUGGAGUUAUCUGGAUAAACAUGAUGAACCCAUUUGUGAUACUUCCAAUUUCUAUACACCUUUGUAUUCGACGAAAGAUCUUGAUCAUGAUGGUUUACCUGAUUUAAUUUUAAUGCACGGAGGUGACCCUUUGAGAUCGCCUCAUGAAAAGAAUCGUCUUGUUGCUCGAUUGAUAAUUGCUUCAUCAAGAACAGGUGAAAUUCUGAGUUGGAGUAAAGUACCUGAUAAUGGUGAAAGUUAUUAUUCACCUCAACGUUUGAUUAGACCUGAUGGUAAUGAGCUGAUCUUGUUUGGAACCGGAGGGGAAACUCAUUCGGGUUCACUUUGGGUUGUUCCGAUGGACAGUUUGAUUCAUGGAAAUAUGCACAAGGCUCGUCCAAUUUACACUGAUUGUUGUAAAGGAAUUAUGGUUCCUCCAGUUUUGGUUGAUAUAAACAAUGAUUCAAUCCUUGACAUUGUCAUGUCUCUAUUCAAUUCAACUGUAAUUGCCUUCAAUGGUCUUACUUUUCACAUUAUCUGGAAAUACAAUUUUCCUGGAAGUGAAACUUACAGCUCUCCUGCAGUCGGCUAUUUCAAUGAUGAUCGUAUUCCAGACUUUUUUGUCUCUUACCAGUUUGGACCAGGAUUUCCUAUCUAUUAUUAUUCUCAGGCGACUGUGUUGGAUGGAGCAACGGGCAAACCUUUAUUGUCGCAACCGAUUACAAUGUUGGUUGGAACUCAAUCGUCUCCAUUAACAAUAAGCACAAACGGAGCCAAUGAUUGGUUCCUUUUUUGGCUGUCAACUUGUGACAAUGUUAAUCAAUCGAUAGCAAAUCUGGAACCGUUCAAAGUGCUUCCAGGAACAACUGUCCAUCAAGCAUCCAGAGCCGACUUUUGCUCAAUCAGAUUUAACUCAACUCUUUACACACAAUUGAUUGCAUUGACUCGCAACUCAUCUCAUGUCGUCUAUGAUUCACGAUUCAAUAAAAAAUGGGAAAAAGUUUCCCUUGAUUAUGCAGCAAUUGGCCAACAAUGGCUUCAAGAUCAUCAGUUUAAUCAAGACAAUCAAGAUAAUGUAAAUGCAGAUGAUCCAUACGAGACUUUGGGACAAUUACCUGAAGCAUCUUCAACUUCUCAGUCUCCAACUUCACCUUUCCCUUCAAUAUUUGAUUAUCCAAAUGAUUAUCCAUCUUUACCUUUCUAUCAAAAUAGACAGUCAAUCAAUGAAAACAGGUUACGUCGACAUGUCGGAGUUCAUGAUGGCGAUGGUGUUCAACGAGUAAUCUCAACAGGCACAUUGGCUCCAUCCCUUAAACCUGGUUCAAUUGAUUUGAUUUUCACAACUUAUUGGUUUCCAGCAACAAAAGGAGUCAAUCGAGUAUCUAAAAGUAUGCAAAACUGUUUGGAUAAAUAUUUGACUCCAGCAACAGAGGAUAAACUGAGACUUGGUCCAGAAGCUCGUUUCAAAGGUCAUGAUCAUGAUGCAUACGUUGAACUGGUUGAGGAAGCAUGUGCCAAAUAUGCUGGAAUCAAUCUGAGCAAAGUGAAAGACGAAUACAAUCCCUACAAUCGACCGAUGGGAGCACUUACAGUUUACCGCAAAACAAUUCAAUGUGCCAACACGACAGCAAGUGUUCGUUCAUUCAAUGAACAAAUCUGGCCAAGUUACAUGGGCAAACAUGCAGAUUCUUUGGUCAAUUUCAUCUCUUUAGACUGAACUCUGAAACUUUGAAAACAUUUGAUUU
This is a messenger RNA of Tetranychus urticae (two-spotted spider mite), 2737 nucleotides long. RefSeq lists its product as uncharacterized. Gene Ontology annotation, molecular function: protein binding. The record is from RefSeq and is a predicted model, not a curated record. NCBI's taxonomy places the organism in Eukaryota, Metazoa, Arthropoda, Arachnida, Trombidiformes, Tetranychidae.